Messenger RNA from Danio aesculapii, 1340 nucleotides. RefSeq names its product E3 ubiquitin-protein ligase RNF114-like. Gene Ontology annotation, molecular function: metal ion binding; ubiquitin protein ligase activity. NCBI's taxonomy places the organism in Eukaryota, Metazoa, Chordata, Actinopteri, Cypriniformes, Danionidae. The record is from RefSeq and is a predicted model, not a curated record. The coding region runs from base 222 to 887 and encodes 221 amino acids. The transcript is spliced from 6 exons. Gene Ontology annotation, biological process: ubiquitin-dependent protein catabolic process; protein polyubiquitination.
UGGCUUAUAACUACGCAGUAGAGGACAACACAGCCACUACAGAUGUAGCCUACUAUAUAUUGCAUACGUUUGUUAGUGAACGGCGAUUUAUUUGUCGUACGUCUGGUAAGGGCUGUAGUUUCUCAUGCAUGUGCAUCAUGAGAUCAGCUGAGUUGUUGCUCCUCCCCUCACAAUAGUGAACCUCACAGGAGUUCAAGAACACGGAACACAGCGCAGCAGAAAUGGCCAUGCUCAAAAUAGACCCGCAAACCGAUGUAAACGAUGCUGAAGACGGCGACUUCGUGUGUCCCGUGUGUUUGGAGAUAUUCGUCCAGCCCAUGACCACACAGUGCGGACAUACGUUCUGUAACGACUGCCUUCGGGAGUGUCUGCGGCCCCAGAGCCCCGUGUGUGCUGUCUGCAGGACUGAUCUACACAAGUGGGCUAAAAAUGACCGUUUACAAGACCUGAUGAAGAGAUCAAUCGGGAAGUGCAAAGGCUGUAAAAUUGAGGUUCUUGUGUCUGACAUGAGAAGCCACACAGGGGCUUGCUACAAAUAUCAAGACUAUAUCCAGGAGGGUAUGAAGUCCAUUUCAAAAGACCAGCCUUCCAUUGUCAGUUCAGUGCCGAACCGCUCCACGUUCACCUGCCCCUACUGUAAGAAGCAGAACUUUGACCAGGACGGGCUGGUUGAGCACUGCACCUCGAAACACUCCCGCGAUGCCCAGCCUGUGGUGUGUCCGAUAUGUGCCUCAAUGCCGUGGGGUGAUCCCAAUUACAAGAGUGCAAACUUCUUUCAACACCUCAGAAUACGACAUGCUUUUUCAUACGAUACGUUUGUGGACUACACCACAGAUGAGCAAGCCAUGAUGCGGGAAGCUCUACAGCGCUCUCUGGUGGAAAACUGACGUGAGGGACACGGACACACACACUCUCCACAGCCAAAAAAAACAAAAAAAACUAUGUUCAUGCUUUACAAAAAAAUUAUUCAUUAAUAAAUUAACAUAGAAGGGGAUUCAGGGCUAUUCUGAUAUGUUCUUCUGCACACACUAAAUCUGCAAUGCCAAAGUUGCAGUUGGUGUAAUUUUGGUGAUUUGCUUGUUCAAAUACAUUCAUAUAUAUCAUAUUUGACACAUUUCCAUUCUUAGCUGUCCAAAUAUAGAAAUAAGUUAAUCAAUCUACAAAUAAUUGAAACAGUAUAACCCAUUUCUCAUUUUAUGGGCUAGUUUGUAUAGCACAUUGGCAGAUUUUGUGGUACUAUAUAACAGAAAAGCCUGAUAUAAGUUUUUUUCUUUUCUUUUUCUGGAUGAUCGCAUGUACUGUUUAGGAAAUCUUCUGUUUAAAGGGAUAUUUCACCCAUA